This is a messenger RNA of Paramecium sonneborni, 766 nucleotides long. NCBI's taxonomy places the organism in Eukaryota, Ciliophora, Oligohymenophorea, Peniculida, Parameciidae. The record is from the annotation of a GenBank genome assembly.
AUGAAUAAUCGUGAUAUUCUGUUAUAAGCACGCGAAGGGUAUGUAUCAUUAUUAUCUAGUCGAAAAUAAUCCGAAUAAUAACUCAGUCUCUUAAUGAAUAGAAUCAAUCUUCUUUAACAAAAUUAACUCAAAGUCAUUAGAAGAAUUAAAUUGUAAUAGAAGUCUGUUGAAAUGAAACAAUUCGCAUAAUCAGAACAUGAUUCAUUUAAUUAGAGUGUUAUAUACACAUUAUUAUGAUAGAGACUUGUUUAAAAUAUGCAAAAAUUAGAGAAAAUACAACAAACCUAACUUAUGGCCAAGACAAAAAAAAAUUAAAGUGAAGUAGGACGCAAAAAAACAUAAGAGCAAUAAAAGUGGAUUAAAUAAUAACAAACCUAGAAUUUGAAAAUUAAGUAACUUGAAUUAGAAAGACAAAUAUAGUAAUAAAGAGAAUCAGAACUUAUUAAAAAUGUUGUCAGAUAUAAAAAACUCAAAUAAGAAAGAGCAAAAUCACAACUUAGAAUGAGAGUUAGAUAAAAAUCAAAUGAAGAACUUAGAAAUAAGGAGUAUUCUUAAUUAUUAGAAGUUGAAUGUCAAAAAAGAAUAUAAACAGAACAAUCUAUUCGUAAACUUGAAUAAAAAGAAUAAUUACUGAUUUCAGAACUUUAAACAUCUUAAUAGUUGAGUUCCACAUACUCUCGUUAAUUAGUAUUAUUAUUAAUCUAUUUUUUAGGACCCAAGAAAUAUUACAAAAAUUAGAGCAAAGUCGUAUUAUUUACAAUGAAAC